Glycine soja is the source of this 1419-nucleotide messenger RNA. Its product is annotated as NADH--cytochrome b5 reductase 1-like. Gene Ontology annotation, biological process: electron transport chain. The transcript is spliced from 9 exons. Bases 270 to 1106 code for a protein of 278 amino acids. The record is from RefSeq and is a predicted model, not a curated record. Gene Ontology annotation, molecular function: cytochrome-b5 reductase activity, acting on NAD(P)H. Lineage: Eukaryota; Viridiplantae; Streptophyta; Magnoliopsida; Fabales; Fabaceae.
AAAAAAAACAUGAAGUUGAUUUAGUACCAGAUUUCUGUGCCUAAGUAAGAGAGAGAGGGGCUGGUAGUUGUUGCACCAGAUCCCUCAGCAGUCACAACCAUUCAUUCCUUCAGAACCAAAGUCCACCACUUAACUAUCUUUACCUACCAAUACGGCAAUACCCUUUCUCUUACAUUUUUUCCUUUUUUAAUUCCCCAGUUCCUUUCUUAUUUAAUUUACAAGUUCCUUACUUUUCCCUUCACACACUCAUUUUUCUUUUCACUCAAAUCAUGGAUUUCUUGCAAGCACAAGAAAAUCAGAUACUUGUGGGUGUGGCCGUGGCCGUUGUAGCCAUUGGGCUUGGUGCAGUAUAUCUCUAUUCAUCCAAGAAGACCAAAGGUUGCUUGGACCCAGAGAACUUUAAGGCAUUCAAACUUGUUAAGCGUGCACAGCUGAGCCAUAAUGUUGCAAAGUUCACAUUUGCACUCCCAACACCUACAUCUGUUUUGGGUCUUCCAAUUGGGCAACACAUAAGUUGCAGGGGUAAAGAUGCUCAAGGUGAAGAGGUUAUCAAACCAUAUACUCCUACUACUUUGGAUUCCGAUGUUGGACAUUUUGAACUAGUUAUUAAGAUGUACCCACAAGGAAGGAUGUCACACCAUUUCCGUGAGAUGCGUGUUGGUGACUACCUUUCCGUGAAAGGACCUAAGGGACGUUUCAAGUACCAACCUGGCGAGGUUAGGGCUUUUGGGAUGCUUGCUGGAGGGUCUGGAAUCACCCCAAUGUUCCAAGUUGCCAGAGCUAUAUUAGAAAACCCUAAUGACAGGACCAAAGUACAUCUUAUCUAUGCCAAUGUUACGUAUGAGGACAUUCUUUUGAAGGAAGAGCUGGACGGUCUUGCUUCUAACUAUCCAGAUCGAUUCAAAAUAUACUAUGUGUUAAAUCAGCCUCCUGAGGUAUGGGAUGGUGGUGAAGGAUUUGUGUCAAAGGAGAUGAUUCAAACCCAUUGCCCUGCUCCAGCACAAGAUAUUAAGAUAUUGAGAUGUGGCCCACCACCUAUGAACAAGGCCAUGGCUGCACACCUUGAAGCCCUUGGAUAUGCUUCUGAGAUGCAGUUCCAGUUCUGAUUCUCUUCAUCGGGGGUGCUUAACAUUGCAUGCAUUUCAUGGCCUUGGCCAUUGAAAAACAUAUAGCAACUUUUUGUUUCUUUUUUUCCUGGCUAUGAAUUUGUGAAACAUUGGACUAACAGUGCAUUUAGUUUCACAAGGUUCUUCAGAGUUGAGGCCUGAAUAAUUGCUUCUUGUACGAAAUGAGAUGUAUACCUUGACCAUGUGCUAGAGUUGCAAACUAUGAAUUAGACUUGUUAGUAUUGACUACAAAUGUCAUCACUUUGGCAUAUUUUUCAAACAGAUGCAAAGGUCUUGCGUUAAGAACUUAAAA